This is a messenger RNA of Spodoptera littoralis (African cotton leafworm), 2673 nucleotides long. Lineage: Eukaryota; Metazoa; Arthropoda; Insecta; Lepidoptera; Noctuidae. The record is from the annotation of a GenBank genome assembly.
UUACAGAGGUCACGGUCUCCUAGUGGGUCAGCACAGAAGCAGCUGGAUGAAGCUGACCUGUUCAUGGACCUCAUCAAAGAUGUCGCCAACGAAUUGGAUAUUGAUGUGCUAUGUCAUAAGAUCCUGGUGAACGUGUGCCUGCUAACGUCAGCAGACCGAGGCAGCUUGUUCCUGGCGAAGGGGAUCCCUCCCAACAGAUAUCUUCAGGCGAAACUGUUUGAUGUCACCAGAGAUACAGAACUAACCGAUGCUCUUAAAACAGCGCGGUCACAAGAAAUCAAGAUCCCUUUUGGUGUAGGGGUAGCAGGACUAGCAGCACAGACAAAAUACCCUAUCAAUAUCAAGAACGCUUAUGCUGACCCGAGGUUCAACAGUGAGAUUGACGCUCGCACCGGCUACAAGACGGAGCUCAUCCUCUGCAUGCCAAUCUGCAACUACGAGGGUGACGUCGUUGGAGUCGCACAGAUCAUCAACAAGACUGAUGGAUCCAAAGAAUUUUCCCCCAGAGACGUGGAAGUGUUUCGACGUUACCUCACGUUCUGUGGUAUCGGCAUCCAGAAUGCUCAACUCUUCGAGUCCUCAGUGCUGGAGUACAAGAGGAACCAGAUUCUAUUGGCGCUGGCCAGGAGUAUAUUUGAGGAGCAGAGCAACUUAGAGUGCCUGGUCACGAAGAUCAUGACAGAAGCGAGAGAACUUCUCAAGUGUGAACGGUGUGCUGUCUUCAUUUCGGAUACGGAUCAUUGUGAAUCGAGUCACUUAGAGCGCAUAGUCCAGCGUCCUGGCGGUCAGAAGUCAGCGAUGCCGGCGCUUCCUCCACCAGCUCCCACCAGGUUCCACACACUGUUCGAGCUGGGGGCACACCAGUCCAGGACCACACUCACACCACGACAUGACUACAAGUCUACACUAGCCUCUAUUGCAUUAGCGGUGGCGCAGUCAAACAAAGCUCUGAACAUCUCAGACGUGGCUGACUGGAGGCGGGAGAACGGUAUGAACGCGUUAGACGUGGAUGAUGCCGCCACUGUCAGAACCAUGCUGUGUAUGCCUAUUGUCAAUGCUAAUAAGGACGUUAUUGGCGUGGCACAGCUUAUCAAUAAGGAUAACGGCUGCCAAUUCACCGAAGGCGACAUUUCGAUAUUCGAAGCAUUCGCCAUCUUCUGUGGGCUUGGGAUACACAACACACAGAUGUAUGAAAACGCUUGCAAACUCAUGGCUAAACAGAAGGUGGCGCUGGAAUGCCUGUCGUACCACGCGACGGCUUCCGCAGAAGAUACGAGCAAACUAUGUAACGACAACAUUCCAUCCGCAGAGAUCUACAAUCUGUACAGCUUCCAGUUUCAUGAUUUUGAUUUAACAGACGAAGACACGUGCAGAGCGACGCUGCGUAUGUUCCUACAAUGCAACCUGGUUGAGAAGUUCCACAUUCCUUACGAUGUCCUCUGCCGCUGGAUCCUCAGCGUGAAGAAGAACUACCGUCCAGUGAAGUACCAUAACUGGAGGCACGCACUCAACGUAGCUCAGACCAUGUUCGCAAUGUUGAAGACAGGCAAGAUGGAGCGAUUCAUGUCAGACUUGGAGAUCCUGGGUCUUCUGGUAGCCUGUCUAUGUCACGACCUGGACCAUAGAGGGACCAACAAUGCCUUCCAGACGAAGACAGAGAGUCCACUGGCAAUAUUGUAUUCGACUUCCACGAUGGAACAUCAUCAUUUCGACCAGUGUGUCAUGAUUCUUAAUAGUGAGAGCAAUAAUAUUUUCCAGGCACUGUCACCGGUCGACUAUAAAGAUGUGAUGAGGGUGGUAGAAACCGCGAUCCUCUCGACAGACCUUGCGAUGUACUUCAAGAAGAGAGCUAAGUUCCACGAGCUCGUGGAGAAUGGAGAGUUUGAUUGGCAGAGUCAAGAGAAGAAAGAAUUGCUCUGUGGCAUGAUGAUGACAGCAUGCGACGUGUCAGCAAUAGCGAAGCCCUGGGAAGUACAACACAAGGUGGCCAAACUAGUGGCCGACGAAUUCUUCGACCAGGGAGACCUGGAGAAACUGCAGCUAAACCAACAACCCAUCGCUAUGAUGGACAGGGAGAAAAAAGACGAACUGCCACAGAUGCAAGUAGGCUUCAUCGACAUGAUCUGCCUGCCGCUAUACAAGGUGCUCUCAGACACGUUCCCCUGGAUACAACCCCUGUACACCGGCACUAUGGACAACCGACAACGAUGGCAGGACCUCGCGGAGAAGGUGGAGAUGGGACUUACGUGGAUCGACCAUGACACUAUUGAUAAGCCUAUUGAGGAAUUCACUGCAUUAAAUGAGCCCAUAAAAGACGUGGAGCUAACAGUACAGACAUUGAACUGCUCAAAACCGAUACCUGAGAGCAGUAGCAGCAUGGCGCUGGUGAAACCGUUAAAGACUUCCUUCCACUCCUUGAGGAGAGGCAAGAGCUCCAACUUCACCACCAGACCUGCCAGGAGUAAGCUUACCAGUAUGUUUCAGAUCAAUGUACGCGGCGGCAAGCUCUCGGGAAAGCGAGAAGCAGCCGGCGCUGGUGAAGAAGAGCACCGUGGUCAGCGACAACCACCACACCACGCUGCUGCAGGAGGAGCUGCCGCCCAAGGCCAAGCACAAGGCCAGGCUCUGCCACAUGUUGUGACGGUUGAGCCUCAACUGGGGCAGCCAGAAUAG